This is a messenger RNA of Aureobasidium musti, 921 nucleotides long. NCBI's taxonomy places the organism in Eukaryota, Fungi, Ascomycota, Dothideomycetes, Dothideales, Saccotheciaceae. The record is from the annotation of a GenBank genome assembly.
CUUCGAUCUCCAUGUCCCACUGGAGCAACGGCUGCAAACGCUCCUGCUAUACACACGCUGUAUGAGCCUCGAACAGGCACGUGGCAAUACGUAGUGUCUGAUCCCUCCACCAUGGCCGCCGUCAUCAUUGAUCCGGUCUUGGACUAUGACACUUUGACGCAAUCAAUCACGACCAACACGGCUGAUUCAAUCUUCUCAUUAAUCAGGGANAAAGGCCUUCGUGUGGAGAAAAUCCUGGAAACGCACGUUCACGCAGAUCACAUGACUGCAGCCUCAUAUCUCCAAAACCGACUCGCUAAGGAACAGGACCCUAGGCCGCUGGUCUGUAUUGGCAAGCGCAUUGUCCAAGUUCAGCAACUGUUUGGCCAAAAGUAUCAAAUCCCGGCAGAGGAAUAUGAGAGCGCAUUCGACAAACUGCUCGAUGAUGAUGAGACUUUCAGCCUCGGGAAACUUACAGUUACGGCUCUUCAUCUUCCGGGCCAUACACCAGACCAUAUGGGUUAUAUGAUUGGAGACAACGUCUUCUGCGGAGACUCAAUCCUAAACCCUGAUUUCGGUACUGCACGCGCUGACUUUCCCGGUGGCGAUGCGACUGAUCUCUUCAACUCUGGUCAUAAGCUCUUGAGCCUGCCAGACCAUGUCAAGAUUGGGACAGGGCAUGACUAUCCCACCGAGGAACGUGAUAUCGCAGUGCCUUUCAGGAGCGUCGGUGACCACAAGAGAGGAAACAAGCAUCUCAAAGACGGGCUUACUGAGAAAGACUUUGUUGCUCUGCGGACCCAGCGCGAUGCAGCAUUGGCAGCGCCGAAGCUGCUUCAUCCUUCCUUACAGAUGAACAUUCGGGCUGGACGACUUCCGAAACGCACAGCGUUGGGAGAACGAAUGUUGCACCUACCGUUGAAUCUUGGAGGAGUAGAGUGG